AUGGCACAAGCAGCAUUGUUUGUUGCACUACAAGAGUAUCUGAUUCAGUCUACAAGCCUUGCGACGCCGUGGCCAACGCUGACUUCAAGGCGCUUUGGCGGAGACGUUUAUGAGCGUACCAUUUCCAUCCAGCCCUAUGUUGUAUCCGCAGAGCCCACCCGAGUUUCUCUCAAAUCCAUCUCUUCAGGCCACUUUGACGUAGCUGUUCACUCUGCCGCACCAAAGACAUUGACAGGUGUCUCAGCACGCCUGGUUUCACCUACAACAUUGAGCACAACACUUAAUGGAGCUUCGACCGAAAUAACGAUUGUGUCGCAGCGCCCUGCUCCUUCCCUUCCUGCCGUCACGCGCAACGAACACCAUGGAACGCCUACACGUGUUCUCAGCGUCGGGAACCAAGACUAUGUUGGCUGUCGCCAGGCCAUCAUGUCAUAUUAG
Messenger RNA from Suillus clintonianus, 438 nucleotides. RefSeq lists its product as uncharacterized. The coding region runs from base 1 to 438 and encodes 145 amino acids. NCBI's taxonomy places the organism in Eukaryota, Fungi, Basidiomycota, Agaricomycetes, Boletales, Suillaceae. The transcript has a single exon. The record is from RefSeq and is a predicted model, not a curated record.